CCUGGCUCCUGGGGGCGAGGCUGGCCCGUCCAUCGGGCUCCCGGCGGCGCCUGCGGGGCUGCCUGCGCCUCCUGCCUCCCCCGGGGGCUGAGCCCUCUCGCGUCGGGCUCCGCUCCACUUUUCCAGCUGGUACAAAAACCACAAGUGGACUGGAAGAAGCAUGAGUCAUCCCAAAGAAGAAUCUCCUAUGGCAACUGCACAAGUCUUGACCUCUUCUCCAAAGGAAAAACGGAAGGUCCCCAAGGAUCUUCCUGCUUCUGAAGAACCAUUUGGAAACGGCAUCAAGAGUAAAGUUCCUCCCAAAGAAGCAGAUGUCUGCCCACUGUCCAGAAGAUCUACCCAGAUGAAGCCUUACAAGGGCAAGGAGCACAGGAUGACCAUUCGUGGUGAAAUUGGGCUAGGAAAACCCUUGAAAGGACACUCCAAGGACAGGAGCUUUAAGUGUGUGGUUUGUGAGAAGAGCUUCAGCAAAAAAUCCUUCCUCUUAAUACACCAAUGGAGACACACAAAUUCAAAGCGUUCGGCAUACGCUGCAUAUAGGGAGACCUUUGCCCAGACAGAACAGCUUCCAAUCUGUAGUAAAAGCCAACUGCUGAAGACGGCCAGUAAUGUCAAAAGCCACAUUAGAAAGCAGAGAGAAGAGGGAACGUACAGCCAUUCAAAGGGCAUGAAGCUAUUUUUUCUUCGCGAAGAUUUCGCGAAGCUUCAGAUAAGCCAUUCGCCAUCAGCGCCAAGCAAACCUCAAGCAGGUCUAGAACAUCCUUCGGUAAACCAGGAAGGUAGAGCAGACGAGAUGAGAAGGGAUCAGUCUGAAUUCCUGCUUGAGGAAUUCACCAAGAUGAGGCAGAACUUUGACCAGCUUAUCCUCAACCAACAAGCUCAGCUCCAAGUUUUGCAGGGAAUUCAGAAGCAACUGGACAUUCUUCUGCCUGGAAAUGAUUUAAUCAAUUUCAAUGUAUGCAGCCUCGCUUGCCUGUGGAGCCAAUCGGCCGCAGCAACAAGAUCCGUCUCUUUUCCUUUCUUUUUCAAUCCCAGGAAUCUCCUUCCAGGAAGUACCCCUCAUUUUUCUUCUUAGAUAUCUUCGUAGUCCAAUAUAAAGUGCCCUGCUCCCUGCGGUCCUGAUGAGCCUCAGGGUUUUUUUAAAAUUUGUCGAACAUUUCCUCUUGACCUUUUUGAACAAAUUUAACAGUAUGUCUACAGCCCAGCCUAAAUAUCUUUUUAAUGAAAUUUGCUUGGCAGAUUCAACUAUUGUAUCUGUUCCCAAAGUUUAACCCAGAAUUCCUUUGCAUUAUAUGACUAUCUUGUUUCGUUUAGACAUAAUUAUCAUAAGAUUGUUCCAUCUGUCUUUGUGCUUAGAGUUGAAUCACAGAGUUUUUGUUUUAGAUUUCUUUACAUCAGUGGAAAAAACAUUCUGUAACAUUAAGUUGUAAAAAGAUCUGUUCUAACACACAACUAACUAACAGAUCUGUUAGUUUUUAAAUUCAGGUUUAAGGAGUGGUCUGUGUUGAUAGUCACUGAUUUUAGCAUCUCUCAUGAUGACCUUGUCCUUAGAAGAGAAGUUAUCCCAGCAAGGUGGGAACCCUGGCCCACUCAUUUCAAGAUGUACAGCUGGCUAAUGUUAUGUUUAAUAGAUCAAAUCUUAUUCAGGUCCAGUUUCCCAGUUUGCUUGCAGUCUUGAAAGAAUGAGCUUCAGGGAAGAACUCCGACGUUAUUUGCUUGUAUUUUUAACCUGUGUUUUUUAGCAUUUCUUCAUUUGAGAAGACAUGCUUUCCCUUAAAAAUAUCGCUUAACCUCUUUUAUAUUUUAUGUAUCCUUGAUAGGCAUCUGGUUAAGUAGUUUGUGAAGCUGUGAUAGAGGCUUCUAUUAUAUUAUAGUCUUUUACCCUUGUUAAGAACAGAGUACAAAUUCCUGAUUAGGUUUGAC
Crotalus tigris (Tiger rattlesnake) is the source of this 1923-nucleotide messenger RNA. RefSeq names its product zinc finger protein 182-like. The coding region runs from base 161 to 1075 and encodes 304 amino acids. The record is from RefSeq and is a predicted model, not a curated record. NCBI's taxonomy places the organism in Eukaryota, Metazoa, Chordata, Lepidosauria, Squamata, Viperidae. The transcript is spliced from 4 exons.